AUGUCAUCAAAACCACUUAUUCGUUUCCAAGUGAUACAUUAUUAUCUCAUACCGAUAAUAGCACUAAUAGUAUGGUGGGGGAUGUUAAUUGCCAUGUUAUCAUGUUGGGGUGCCCAAGGUAGACCAAUUUAUUCAUUCAUGAAUGGGAAAUAUCAAAAUCCAGUAUAUAUUUCCGAUAUUGGUGCCACUAAUCUUCAACCAUUAUUUAUCUCUUGUACUGGUUUCCAAGCAAUUUUCUUUGUUGGGACAUUAAUUAUGGGUGCUUAUUUACGUUAUAAAUCAGGUAAAAUCCAACCAUAUAUUUCUAAACAUCAACCACGUUUAGCCAUUGCCAGUAUAAUUUGUGCUACUAUUGGACAAUUGGGGAUUUUAUUUGUUGCCAUAUUUAAUACCAAAAAUUUCCAUCCAGUACAUAUUUCUAUGGUUGGUGUGUUUAUUGCCUUUUGUUUCUUAGCAUGUGUUUGUGAUUUUGCCAUUUCUUUCAUAUUUGGUACUCAUCCUUCUAAAUUAGAUCCAGUUCAUGAUCAAGUGGUAUUUGGUACUUCUAAAUACGCCAAUUUAUAUUUUGUUUCAUUCAUGAUGAAAUUAAUAUGGUUAUUUGCUGCAGUAGCAUUUGCCAUUUGUUUUGGAAUAUACAUGAAAACCGGUCAAAAUUCUAAAUCAGCAGUUUUUGAAUGGUUAAUUUCAUUUUGGUAUGGAUUAUUAUUGGUAAUGUGGUCAAUGGAUUUGUUGCCUAGUGCUUUAAGAAAAUAUAGAUUUAAACAUCCUGAUAGGUAUCCUCGUUAUGUCCAAUAUCAUGGUAAUAUCAAUUAUAAUAAUAAUAAUAAUAAUAAAAAUAAAGCCAACGACGAUUAUGAAAGUCAAUGGAUGAAAGAUGCAAGAGAAGGUAAUUCAUUUUCAGAAAUCGAUGAUAAUCAGACUUAUGUAGGAAAUGGAGGUCCCAUGUCUCCUAGAGUUUUAUAG
Molecule: messenger RNA, 963 nt
Organism: Candida dubliniensis CD36
Lineage: Eukaryota; Fungi; Ascomycota; Pichiomycetes; Serinales; Debaryomycetaceae
Exons: 1
Coding region: 1-963 (320 amino acids)
Cellular component (GO): plasma membrane
Source: RefSeq, a predicted model, not a curated record